UACAGACGUUCUAUGCUCUCUAGGGAGGCUGGACUCGUUACGCCGAAAAUAUUCAAAGCUUUUUAACCAGGAGCAAAACAGUUUAGAAGACAGAUUCAAAAGCCGCUAACCACUAAUGAAGUCUUUAUUUGGGUUGUUCCCGUAUCAUCCAAACAUGAUUGGACUGGAGUCACUAGCGGACCCCUCGGAUACCUGGGAAAUUGUUGAUACCAUUGGUAAAGGAACCUACGGGAAAGUUUACAAAGUCAGCAACAAGCAUGAUGGUAGCCUCGCAGCCGUGAAGAUCUUAGAUCCAGUCAGUGAUGUGGAUGAGGAGAUAGAGGCAGAGUACAAUAUUCUGCAGUCGCUCCCCAAUCACCCGAACGUCGUCAUGUUUUAUGGAAUGUUCUACAAGGCGGAUCAAUAUGUGGGUGGACAACUCUGGCUUGUUCUAGAGUUGUGCAAUGGCGGAUCUGUGACUGAUCUUGUGAAAAGCAUCUUGAAGUGCGGAGAACAUUUGGACGAAGCUGUCAUCUCAUACAUUCUUUAUGGAGCUCUUUUGGGUCUCCAGCAUUUGCACAACAACCGAAUCAUCCAUCGUGACGUCAAGGGGAACAAUAUUCUUCUGACAACAGAAGGAGGAGUUAAGCUGGUUGACUUUGGAGUCUCCGCACAGCUAACAAGUGCCCGUCUACGUCGGAACACGUCCGUUGGAACGCCUUUUUGGAUGGCGCCAGAGGUCAUAGCGUGUGAGCAGCAGUACGAUUACUCGUAUGACGCACGAUGUGACGUUUGGUCCCUCGGAAUAACGGCUAUAGAGCUGGCUGACGGAGAUCCGCCUUUGUCUAUCAUGCACCCGGUGAAAGCUCUCUUCAAGAUUCCCAGAAACCCUCCCCCAACCUUACUUCAUCCUGAAAAAUGGUGCAGAGGAUUUAGCCACUUCAUUUCACAGUGUCUUAUUAAGGAUUUUGAAAAGAGGCCAUCAGUCAUUCAUCUGCUGGAGCAUCCAUUUAUCAGACAAGCACAUGGCAAAGAAGUAGCCUUACAAAGACAGCUGGCCAAACUCAUUCAGACACAACAACAGUCCGGCUCCAUGGCUAAAACGAGGUAUGAACGAAUGAAUACCAGGCGGCAAAAUGUUCUGCAAACCAAGGAAAACAGCUGUCUGGAUGAUGAUUUAGUGAAUCUGGAGGUUUUGGAAGAGGAAACCAUAAUUCAUCAGUUACAGACACGUUAUGCGGAUUUACAGAUUUAUACAUAUGUUGGUGAUAUUUUAAUAGCUUUAAACCCCUUCCAGAAUCUCAGCAUUUACUCUCCCCAGUUCUCCAAGCUUUAUCAUGGGGUGAAGCGUUCUUCAAACCCCCCGCAUAUAUUUGCCUCUGCGGAUGCAGCGUAUCAAGGAAUGGUUACUUUUUGCAAGGAUCAGUGCAUUAUCAUCAGCGGAGAGAGCGGAGCUGGCAAGACGGAGAGCGCGCAUCUGAUUGUGCAGCACCUGACCUUCUUGGGAAAGGCUAAUAACCGUGCCUUGCGGGAGAAGAUUCUACAAGUCAACCCUUUGGUUGAAGCCUUUGGAAAUGCAUGCACCGCCAUCAACGACAACUCAAGUCGGUUUGGAAAAUACCUUGAAAUGAUGUUUACACCAACUGGGGCUGUCAUGGGCGCAAAGAUUUCCGAGUAUCUACUAGAGAAAUCCCGUGUCAUAAAGCAGGCUAUGGGCGAGAAAAACUUCCAUAUAUUUUAUUAUAUUUACGCUGGACUCCACCAUCACCAGAAGCUGGAGGAAUACAGCCUUCCAGAAAAGAAACCUCCCCGGUAUAUUGGCAAUGAAAGCGGUACCGUAAUGCAAGACAUUAUCACUAAGGAAUCAUAUAGAAGACAAUUUGCAGCAAUUCAACAUUGUUUUAGGAUUAUAGGGUUCAGUAAUGAGGAAGUUCAUUCAGUAUACAGGAUUCUGGCUGGAAUAUUAAACACCGGAAACAUUGAAUUCACAUCAAUUUCCUCUAAGCACCAGACAGACAAAAGUGAGGUUCCAAAUGGAGAAGCGUUGGAAAAUGCUGCUGCUCUUCUCAGCAUUGGUGCAGAGGAGCUUCAGGAGGCUCUAACCUCGCACUGCGUAGUCACAAGAGGAGAAACCAUCAUCCGCACAAACACCGUGGAUAAAGCUGCAGACGUCCGUGACGCUAUGUCCAAAGCGCUCUAUGGCAGACUCUUUAGCUGGAUAGUUAAUCGCAUUAACUCCCUUCUCCAGCCUGACAAAAAUAUAUGCAAUGUUGAAAGCGGUAUGAAUGUCGGCAUUCUAGAUAUUUUUGGAUUUGAGAACUUCAAACGAAACUCCUUUGAGCAGCUUUGCAUUAACAUUGCCAACGAGCAGAUUCAGUUCUAUUUUAAUCAGCACAUUUUUGCACUGGAACAGAUGGAAUAUCAGAGUGAAGGCAUUGAUGCUGCACUGGUGAAGUAUGAAGACAAUCGGCCCCUUUUAGACACCUUUUUACAGAAACCUAUGGGACUUCUGUCAUUGCUAGAUGAAGAAAGCAGAUUUCCUCAAGCAACGGACCAGACAUUAGUUGAUAAAUAUGAAGAUAAUCUGAGAUGUAAAUACUUCUGGCGACCAAAAUGCGUUGAACUGUGUUUUGGAAUUCAGCACUAUGCUGGAAAGGUUCUUUAUGAUGCAUGUGGGUUCCUUGAGAAGAACAGGGACACUCUGCCAGCGGACAUUGUAGUCCUCCUGAGAACAUCAGAGGACAAACUGCUACAGCAGCUGUUCUCAAGUCCACUGACCAAAACAGGUAACCUGGCACAGUCAAGAGCAAAAGUCACAGCAGCAUCAAGGUCAUUACCACCUCAACUAAAUGCAGGACGUAUUAAGGUGGAUACAAUGGAAAUGAUGAGACAUCCAGAGGAGACAACGAAUAUGAAAAGACAAACGGUGGCCUCAUACUUUAGGUAUUCCUUGAUGGAUCUUCUAUCCAAAAUGGUUGUUGGACAGCCUCAUUUUGUCCGUUGUAUUAAACCAAAUGAUGACCGAGAGGCAAUGAAAUUUUCUCGGGAACGGGUACUCAUGCAGCUGCGCUACACAGGAAUUCUGGAAACCGUUAAUAUCCGAAGACAGGGGUAUUCCCACAGAAUUCUAUUUGAAGAAUUUCUGAAACGGUAUUAUUAUCUUGCCUUUAAAGCACAUCAAAACCCACCGGCAACAAAAGAAAGUUGUAAAGCGAUUCUAGAAAAGGCAAAACUCGACAAGUGGGUCCUAGGCAAAUCUAAGGUGUUCCUAAAAUACUAUCAUGUUGAGCAAUUGAACCUCUUGUUACGGGAAGUUAUUGGCAGAGUGGUGGUGAUGCAGGCUUACACCAAGGGAUGGCUCGGAGCAAGGAGAUACAAGCGCAUGAAAGAGAAGAGGGACAGGAGUGCCACAUGCAUUCAGUCAGCAUGGAGAGGAUAUUACGCCCGAAGGAAUUUCCAGGAAUUGAGGGCCAGGAGAAAUGGAGCAGCAACUGUCAUUCAAUCAGCCUUCAAGGGAUAUGUUGCCCGAAGAAACUAUAUUGGAUUAAAGAAUAAUAAGCGGGAUGCCUGCAAAGAUUCCAUUUCAAACAAUGAACCAGAAAACUUUAAACCGAACAUUGGUAAAAGGCAGGAGGAUUACGAUACAGGCUAUUUCACCGAAUCGAACGGCACGGACAAUCCGACAGACAAGGAGUCGCCAUUGUCACAUACGAGCAAUACAAACAUGUUGGAGAAUACACCGCGAGUGACUGCAAAUCAUCGCUUAUCAAGCAGCGGGUCCAGAUUAAGUACAGGUUCCGAGAAGUAUCUUGAGAAGAAACAAAGGACAACCCGAAGACGUUGCCAACAACCGAAAACUCUAAACAGCCCAGAGGACAGCUUCUAUUACAAUCAGAUUAAUGGAACUCUAGAAUAUCAAGGGAGCAAGAGGAAGCCGAGAAAACUUGGCCAAGUCAAAGUACUAGACGGGGAGGAUGAGUAUUAUAGAUUAUUGUCAGCGGUCGAUUCGAUUCCUGAGGAGGAGCUGUCUCUCAGUAAUGUGUUGACCCAAGAAGGAGUGUUUUUUACCCCCAGCUGAAAUGCCGUGUCUGAAUACAGAUUGCUUCGAAAUGGGUAUAUUUCAUUGAAGAACAAAAGAAGAAUUAUGAAAGUGAAAAGAAGAUCACAAAAUGCCUAAAACUAAAGAAUUGAUCAUUCACUAUUUUUUUUUAAAAAUGAUCAUUUUUUUCCAUUAUCUGUAAAUCAACAUCACUAUUAUCACUACUAUUGUAUAUUUUUUUAUUAUUUGUAUAUUUGUCCUAAACAAUAUUUUGAGAAAAUGUUUUUGCAACUUUAUUAUUAAAGAUUUAGUUUAAUUGCUUGUGAAAUCAGUAGCAGGGUCUUGGAUUCCAAAGCAGAGGGUUUAAAGUGCUCCAAGCGGUAGGUUUUUCCUGUAGGGUUAUGAUAGUUUUACUUAUUAUGGCAGCUAUUUUAGCCAUCACA
This is a messenger RNA of Spea bombifrons (plains spadefoot toad), 4461 nucleotides long. RefSeq names its product myosin IIIB (gene MYO3B). NCBI's taxonomy places the organism in Eukaryota, Metazoa, Chordata, Amphibia, Anura, Pelobatidae. The transcript is spliced from 35 exons. Gene Ontology annotation, biological process: protein phosphorylation. The record is from RefSeq and is a predicted model, not a curated record. Gene Ontology annotation, molecular function: cytoskeletal motor activity; ATP binding; protein binding. Gene Ontology annotation, cellular component: myosin complex. The coding region runs from base 116 to 4057 and encodes 1313 amino acids.